Molecule: messenger RNA, 416 nt
Organism: Nyctereutes procyonoides (raccoon dog)
Lineage: Eukaryota; Metazoa; Chordata; Mammalia; Carnivora; Canidae
Gene: CFAP141
Product: cilia and flagella associated protein 141
Exons: 3
Coding region: 28-270 (80 amino acids)
Source: RefSeq, a predicted model, not a curated record
UUUCAAAGGGUCCAGGGAUUUAAGAAGAUGGUUGACAGGUGGCGAAAUUCACAUACUCGCUGUAUGUGGCAGAUGACACUGAGCCAGAGGAGAAACCUGUAUGCUACCCUAAGGAUGCAGGACACCAUGGGACAGGAGUUGGCACUGGCCAACAAGCAGCUACUGAUGGUCCGUCAAGCGGCCCUGCACCAGCUGUUUGCAAAGGAGCAUCGGCAGUACAAGCAGGAGCUAAGUCAGAUGGGCAAAGCAUUUUAUGUGGAGAGACUCUGAUGGCAGCUGAGACAAAGCUGGCUCUCAAAGGCUCGACUGUAGACAUACGCUUGUUCUUCAGCCCUAAAUCUUCCUUGUUUGGACAAUGUUUAUUCAUAGCUGUAACCUUAAAACAACUUCGUGGGUUUUGCUCACUGCUGCUCAGA